UUGCUCCUCCAGUGUCACUGCAGCCGGAAGCCGGCUGAGAAAGGACCAAGCGUGCUUGGCCGGCGGCUGUGUGGGAGAGCGGCGGAUCGAAGCCGGACAUGGCGUUGCUGCUGCUGAGCGAUCUGUGGACCGAGAGCCCCGUGGAGGACAAGAUUUUCUGCUCCGUGCUGCUCUUCUCCUGGGCGGUCUAUCUGUGGGAGGCCCUGCUCGCCUGGCGGCAGCGGACUGUCUACAAGACAACCACCCACGUCCCAAUGGAAUUAGGGCCGAUCAUGGACUCAGAAACAUUUGAAAAAUCCCGUCUUUACCAAUUAGAUAAAAGUGCAUUCAGCUUCUGGUCAGGACUGUACUCAGAGUUAGAGGGCACGGCAAUUCUUCUUUUUGGAGGAAUUCCUUUUCUUUGGUCUGUAUCUGGAGAACUUUCAAAUCGUGCUGGUUUUGGACCCGAAUAUGAGAUUGUCCAGUCAUUGGUGUUCCUUUUGCUUGCUACACUUUUCAGUGCGGUGACAGGUCUGCCCUGGAGCCUCUAUAAUACUUUUGUCAUUGAGGAAAAGCAUGGUUUCAAUCAGCAGACCCUGGGAUUCUUUUUUAAAGAUGCCAUCAAGAAGUUCAUUGUGACGCAGUGUAUUCUCCUGCCGGUGACCUCGCUCCUGCUUUAUAUCAUCAAAAUGGGCGGAGACUAUUUCUUCAUCUAUGCCUGGUUUUUCACUUUAAUUGUUUCCUUGGCUCUUGUCACAAUUUAUGCUGACUAUAUUGCUCCGUUGUUUGACAAAUUCAUUCCACUUCCCGAAGGAGAGCUGAAGCAGGAGAUUGAGGCAAUGGCAAAGGAUAUAGACUUCCCGCUCACCAAAGUUUACGUUGUGGAAGGCUCCAAACGUUCUUCCCAUAGCAAUGCUUAUUUCUAUGGUUUCUUCAAGAACAAACGUAUUGUGUUGUUUGACACUCUCCUGGAAGAUUAUUCCGCCCUCAACAAAGAGCAUUCCGAAGAGCCUGCUGUGGACACGCAGGUAGCUGGAGGAAAUGAGGGAGGACCCGAGACAAAGGCGAAAACCAAAAGUAAGAAGCAAGGUUGCAAAAAUGAAGAAGUUUUGGCUGUGCUGGGACAUGAGUUGGGACACUGGAAACUUGGCCACACCAUUAAAAAUAUUGUCAUUAGCCAGAUGAACUCCUUCUUAUGUUUCUUCUUAUUUGCGGUGUUGAUUGGUCGAAAGGAGCUUUUUGCUGCCUUUGGAUUCUACGAAACCCAGCCUACCCUGAUAGGCUUGCUGAUCAUCUUUCAGUUUAUUUUCUCACCUUACAAUGAGGUGCUUUCCUUUUGCUUGACUGUAUUAAGCCGGCGAUUUGAAUUUCAAGCCGAUGCAUUUGCCAAGAAACUCGGAAAGGGAAAAGAUUUGUAUUCUGCAUUGAUCAAGUUGAACAAAGAUAACCUGGGAUUCCCCGUUUCAGACUGGUUAUUUUCAAUGUGGCAUUAUUCUCAUCCUCCACUGUUAGAAAGACUUCAAGCACUGAAGGAAACUAAACAGGACUGAGGGGAAAAGAACUGAGGAAGCCCAGAGGAGAAACCUACUCUCCCCAAAUUGAGUUUCCAGGUGUUUGUUUUUUUUUAAAAAGAAGUAUAUACCCUAUGCCCAUUUCAUUCCUAAACACAGCAUCCUGCAUAGCUCUGCGCUGUUCACUUGAUUUGAAACAACCUCCCCGAAGUCCUGUUUCUGACUAACACAUGAAUUGUAAUCAGGAGUUGAGGGAGAAGUGUAACGUGUAACAUUUACCUUAAUCACAAAGCCGUGCUUGAAAGGAAAAAUAAUUUGUCGCAACCGACAUGUCCAUGCUUGAAUCUGUGAAAGCUUUGAAUGUGACUUUUGUACCUUUUAAGCAUUUUGCCCAGAUGUUCUUUAAGACAGUAUGGGAAACUCUUACUCAUCUGUGGCAGGACUGGAGGAUAAAGAUCUGAAAAAUAAUUUUUGGACCAUUGGGAUUUGACAUUUCUAAACCCAAUCGCUAUCCGGAUGGGAACAGUGGAACUUCCUUCCACAAUUCAAGUUCUUAUCUGCAAUGAAAUUACAGAGGUGAUGAAAACAUCUCUUUCCCCCAAUAGGGGAAACAGAAAAUAAACAGAAAAUAAAUUACAAAUUAUAUAGAUCUUA
Molecule: messenger RNA, 2144 nt
Organism: Ahaetulla prasina
Lineage: Eukaryota; Metazoa; Chordata; Lepidosauria; Squamata; Colubridae
Gene: ZMPSTE24
Product: zinc metallopeptidase STE24
Exons: 10
Coding region: 99-1529 (476 amino acids)
Biological process (GO): CAAX-box protein processing
Cellular component (GO): endoplasmic reticulum membrane
Molecular function (GO): metalloendopeptidase activity
Source: RefSeq, a predicted model, not a curated record